GAUUUGUGACACAAUUUUUAUUAACUUUAUAUAUCCUAUAAAUAUCUCUGAUAAAUCAGUUUCUGUCUGUAAUUAAUGUAACACUGGUCAGGUUUUACUGCAUUCACUGAUAACACAGAGAUAAAUGCAGCCUGCUGAGUCCAGCAGCUAGCGUUAAUGAGCUCUGGCCAUGACGUCAGAGGUUCGCCAGCACUCUCCCCACUGUUAUCAAACAUCACUCUCCUCUCUGUUAUCAAACACACAGCAAAUCAUUCAAGCAAGUUUAAAAUAAUGGAAACACUGGAAGAUGAAAUUCCAAACGUUGAUCUUUCUGAUGCUGAAAACAUUAGACCGUAUCAGUUUGAACCUUUGGCUAACACUAGUGAAACUCCAAGAAGUGCUACACCAGACAAUGAUAGUUCUGAUGUAGAGGACUUUCAGGAUAGACAAGUCAAUACUAAUUGGUGUGAAUGUGGCAUUUGCAUAUCCAUGGCAACUCAACAAGAGUGCAUUUGUUGUCAGGAAAUAGCAGCAAUUAGUGCAGAAAUUGAGGCAGGGGCCCACCAAUGCAUAACAGAAAGUCCAAUAUUUACAGACAAUUGUCUAAAUCGACAUGUUUUACACGUUUCAAUGUAUGAAUAUUUACAAAAUGUGGGACCAAUCGAUGACAAUCAACCAUCUCACCAGGUAUACAGACAUCUUGACUAUAGACGGUUUGUCAGGUGGAUAUGGCACUUCUUAGGAAAAAGCAACAGAAAAAUAUUACCUGCAUGUGUGGUAUCCAAAAUAAGAGAGACAUUUCCAUCAGAACAAUAUUGUGGUUUUAGAUAUGCCAGAUGAAAAGCAAACAGAAAAGGCACAUCUCACACAAUCAGUCCUAUCAUUAAUAAAUAGUUAUACAUUUCAUCUUGUUUGUAUAAUGUAGUUUUUUAUAGUGUUCAUAAUUUAUCUUCUUGCAUAUCUUGAUGAAUGCCUGCG
This is a messenger RNA of Magallana angulata, 957 nucleotides long. Its product is annotated as P2X purinoceptor 7-like. NCBI's taxonomy places the organism in Eukaryota, Metazoa, Mollusca, Bivalvia, Ostreida, Ostreidae. The record is from RefSeq and is a predicted model, not a curated record. Bases 157 to 819 code for a protein of 220 amino acids. The transcript is spliced from 3 exons.